Messenger RNA from Dendroctonus ponderosae (mountain pine beetle), 3790 nucleotides. It is a transcript of the gene Oseg1, whose product is annotated as intraflagellar transport protein 122 homolog. The coding region runs from base 175 to 3750 and encodes 1191 amino acids. The transcript is spliced from 4 exons. Lineage: Eukaryota; Metazoa; Arthropoda; Insecta; Coleoptera; Curculionidae. Gene Ontology annotation, molecular function: protein binding. Gene Ontology annotation, biological process: protein localization to cilium; intraciliary retrograde transport; non-motile cilium assembly. Gene Ontology annotation, cellular component: non-motile cilium; intraciliary transport particle A. The record is from RefSeq and is a predicted model, not a curated record.
GGCAUGUCAACAUAACAGCCUGACUCUUGACUUCUUUUGUGUGAGAGCUGCGAACGCAUUAAACCUCGGAAAGAGUUUAAUGAUUUAUUUUCAAAUGAUUGUUUUCAGUUUAAAAUGUAACUGCUUAUAACUUGUAUUGUCAGACGAGAACAAGGUGAAGACAGAUCGACAAUCAUGAGAACCAUACCAAAAUGGGUCGAUAAGAUACAAGACAGUGACAAGAAUGGGCAGAGUAUAUACGACUUGUGCUUCAACCCAGAUGGCACCCAACUAAUUGUCGCAAGUGGCAACCACGUUCUGAUCUACGACACGACUGAAGGCUCCCUUAUCCAGCUCUUGAAGGGCCACAAAGAUCAGGUCCAUACAGUUUCUUAUGCGAAAAAUGGGGAAAAAUUUGCCAGUGGAAGUGCAGACAAAACAAUCAUUAUCUGGUCGAAUAAGUUCGAAGGGCUGCUGAAGUACAGCCACAAUGAUUCCGUACAGUGUGUCGCCUUUAAUCCAUUGUCGCAUCAGUUGGCAAGUUGCGCACUGAGCGAUUUUGCCUUUUGGAGCUCAGAUCAGAAAGCCGUUCAGAAACACAAGGUCAACGUGAGAAUUAACUCCUGUUCUUGGACGAACGACGGGCAGUAUUUGGCUUUGGCUUUGAACAAUGGCGUUAUUUCGAUUCGGAACAAAUUAGGCGAAGAAAAAAGCAAAAUCGAACGACCUGGAGCGGCGUCCAUUUGGGCCAUAUCGUGGAGCACAUUUAAAGGGGAUCAGACUGAUAUCUUGUGUGUCACCGACUGGAAUAAGGUUUUAUGCUUUUAUACCUUGGGCGGGAAACUUGUAGGCAAAGAACGAAGCAUAGGGUAUAACGCCCUGCGAGUUCGGUACUUUCCUAAAGGAGACUACAUAUUGAUAAGCGGCUUAAACAAAUGUUGCAAGUUGUAUACGAGGGAAGGUAUUAAACUGGGGAUGAUCGGAGACCAGCAGAACUCCUGGAUUUGGUGCUGUGAAGCAGAUCCAACCGGCAAUUUUGUGGCUCUUGGCUGUGAAGAUGGAACAAUCGCCUUUUAUCAGCUCGCAUUUAACAUGGUCCAUGGCCUCUACAAAGAACGGUAUGCGUAUAGGGAAAAUAUGACCGAUAUUAUCAUCCAGCAUUUGAUUACUGAGCAAAAAGUCAGAAUCAAAUGUCGAGAUAUCAUUAAGAAAAUUGCCAUUUACACCGACAGGCUUGCAGUCCAGUUACCAGAGCGACUAGUGAUCUACGAGUUGUAUUCCAAAGACAGUAACGACAUGCAUUACAGAGCCAAAGAGAAAAUUGCCCAAAAACUAGACUGCAGCUUGCUGGUGAUUUGCAGCAAUCACCUCAUAAUAUGCCAAGAAAAAACGUUGCAAAGCAUGUACUUUUCUGGCGAACAGGAAAAGGAGUGGAUUUUCAACAGCCCAAUCAGGUAUAUCAAAAAUGUGGGCGGCCCACCUGGAAAAGAGGGCCUGCUUCUCGGGCUGAAAAACGGACAAGUUUGGGAAGUGCAUCUGGACAACAUUCACCCACUACUCAAAGUGUCAGUUGCGGAGGGCGUGAGAUGUUUGGACCUGAGCCAGAAAAAGGAGAAACUAGCUGUAGUCGAUGAAAGCGGCUUGUUGCAAAUCUUCAAGUAUCGAAAUGGCGAACUCUGCUACCAGGAGACCAACGCAAACAGUGUGGCUUUCAACACCUUCUACGAAGAAAUGGUGGCGUUUAGUGGUUCCAAUACUUUGGCAAUAAAGGUGAUGGAUUUUCCAGCUCAUGUGCAAAAACUGAGCGGGUUUGUUGUUGGAGUUUGCGGCUCCAAAGCUUUUUGCCUCAACGACUUCACCAUGAACACUUUGGAGCUGCCUCUCAGUUCCCCCAUGUAUCAGUUCAUAGAAAAGCACAUGUACCAUGAUGCCUACAAAAUUGCCUGUCUAGGAGUAACUGAUGGGGACUGGGAAGAGCUGGCCCAUUCAGCUCUAGAGCAUCUGGAAUUUAAUGUUGCGCGACUAUCCUUCGUAAAGCUGCAAGACUUCAACUAUCUGGAAUUGAUCGAGGAUGUUCAGGAGCAACAACAGAAAGGAGAUUAUAACCGAGACGUAAUUAUGGGGGAUAUUUUAGCAAUGAAGGGCAAACUGAAGGAAGCGGCGCGACUCUAUCAAAAAUCUGGUAACGAGAGCAAAGCUCUUACCAUGUACACGGACCUGCGAAUGUUCGAUGAAGCUCAAGAAUUUCUUGGAGCUAAAGACAAUAACGAGCUGAUACGCCAAAAAGCUGACUGGGCACGGAACAUUAACGAGCACAAGGCAGCUGCCGAUAUGUACAUUUCAAUUGGGGACAUUAAAACCGCUGUGGAAAUAUAUGCGGAACAAAGCUGGAGUGAUCUUUUAGUCGACCUAAGUCGGCGUUUAGAUAAAUCGGACAAGUCCGCACUUAGUGUUAUAGCUCAGCAUUUAAAAACCUUGGGACAACCAGCUUCAGCUGCUGAAAUCUACCGCCGCUUAGACGAUUCAGCUGCUGUACUCCAUCUACAUGUUGAGGCAAAUGAAUGGGCGCAAGCCUUUGCAAUAGUGGAGAAUCAGCCGCAAUUAAACGCAAUUGUCUACGUGCCUUAUGCUCAGUGGCUAGCUGAAAAUGACCGUUUUGUCCAGGCUCAGAAAGCCUUUCACAAAGCGGGAAAAUCUGACGAGGCUUUUAAAGUAUUCCAACAGCUUACGGCCAAUAGUGUAUCAGAGAGUCGUUUUGAUGAUGCAGGAUUCUAUUACUGGAUCAUUUCCAGGCAGUAUUUGGAUUUGUCCAGGGAAUUUGGAAAUAAACAAGACUGGUAUCUUGAAAAGUUUCGCGAAAACGAGAAACUAGCCCAGAUAUAUUACGCCUAUAAUACCGUUCACAAGUACUUAGAAGAACCAUUUACUUCAUACAUGCCGGAAGCCCUUUUCAAUAUAGCGAGGUUUUUAUUGGCACAGACAAAUCAAGAAAAAACACAAGGCAUCUCCAUGUUUGCUAUUUACUUCACUUUAGCGAAGCAAGCUCGAAAACUCGGAGCAAACAAGCUGGCGAAACAAAUGUUUGACAAGUUGAUUAAUCUACAGAUACCAAAGAAAUUUGAGGAGCAAGUGGAAAUUGCCACCAUUGCUUCUAGGGCAAGACCCUACAAUGAUCCAGAGGAGCUCCUGCCAAUGUGUUACCGAUGCUCUACAUAUAACCCACUGACAUCUUGUGCAAAUUCCUGUGUUAACUGCGGGCAACCAUUUGUAUAUUCUUUCGUAAGUUUUGAAACUUUGCCUCUGAUAGAGUUCAACAUUGAGGAAGGUAUUACGGAUGAAGAAGCCUUGAGGUAUAUAGAAGCUCCCGUUCAAACAAACAACGAAGGCUUUAAGGAAAGUAUUAAUGACGAUCAACAGACCUUAGAGUUAAUGGAUUCCGUGGAAGGUAACGAAUCGGACCAAUUCCUCUAUAGAGGCAAUGCUGAUAACGAAGACAAAAAGUACCAGCCAAUAGUAUUAGGUAGAAAGCAGCUGCUGGCACUGGAAAUGGACAGCGUUUUAGUCUGCAAAUGGGACCCCCCAUUAAAAUACCAAUUCUUCAGAAACAUCCUACCAGAGCUGCAUGUUACUUUGUGUAAUUCGUGUUUUAAAGCUUUUCAUGUAGAUGAUUUUGAACUGCAGUUACUCCAACAGGGGCACUGUCCGUUCUGUAGAGUAUCUCCAAAUAGUUCAGCGGUAGAUAGCAGUUUUACAGACGACCUUUUAGCAUAAAUUACCAAUUGUUGAAUAAUAAAAACGUUACUAAAACUUA